Molecule: messenger RNA, 2025 nt
Organism: Australozyma saopauloensis
Lineage: Eukaryota; Fungi; Ascomycota; Pichiomycetes; Serinales; Metschnikowiaceae
Gene: KCS1
Product: inositol polyphosphate kinase
Exons: 1
Coding region: 1-2025 (674 amino acids)
Biological process (GO): phosphatidylinositol phosphate biosynthetic process; inositol phosphate biosynthetic process
Cellular component (GO): nucleus; cytoplasm
Molecular function (GO): inositol hexakisphosphate kinase activity
Source: RefSeq, a predicted model, not a curated record
AUGAUGGAGAACGCCACCAACUCUAACAAAACGGACGAGGAGGUUCCUGUAGUUACUGGCCGUAAGGCCGCCAGAUCCUUGAGAUUGUUUCUCGGCGAUGGCCAUACGUUUGACUCGUCGAUGGUCGACAGCCAGGCUGCAGAUCAUCCAUUGACAACAGAGACGAUCUCGCAGUUGUCCCCCGAUCCCGAAACACACUCUGCGCUUCCUAUGCUCGAGCCUGUGUCGCUGGCCACAUACUUCCCGCAUACUCCCUUGAAGAAUCUCCCCAAGGCUGCCACCCCAGAUGCCGCUCCAGAUAAUGCUGCCCUCCAACAUUUAACCGCAGACGUAGAAUUCGAGCGCGAUCUGAAGGGGGAGCUCACAAACAUAAAGAAACAUCUGCAUGACUGGAGUACUAAAGCCCUGGAGACUCCUCAGAUCGAUAUCGCCAAUGCUCCCACGCAAUCAUCACAACAAGCCAGUGAAAUAUAUCCCUUGACAGUCGAACUACGGCCUUUCAAGAAUAAAGUAGGUGGUCAUACCGCAAUUUUCCGUUUCAGUAAGAAGGCUGUAUGUAAAGCUCUUGUUAACAGAGAGAAUGUGUGGUACGAGGCAGUGGAGCGGAAGCACUUGAACCUUCUCAAAUUCAUGCCCAAAUACAUUGGGGUUUUGAAUGUAAGAUACUCGAGUGUUGUUCGAGAAGAAGAAUUCACACCCAAAAUUGGCCCUGUAGAGGAGCCCUUCGACGAUACUCCUGAGUAUGCCGCUGACAUAUCAGCCGUAGACGAUUUGGAACAAGGCUUAGAGAACCAACAUCUAAGCAGAUCGAGCGGAAAGCCUUACAAGAGCUCAAGCAACCCGCAUCUUCGAAGACCAUCCUUUCCGGGUUAUCAAGCGCUACGAGGUGUAAGUCGCGAGGACCCACCUCCAGAAGUCCUUCUAGAUGAUAACAGACACAUAAUUCCUGAUUUACUCUGGAGGCAUUACUCUACUAGCGCACCUAAUGCCAACACUCUCAAGUCUGCAUCUCUGAACUCAAUGGACUUUCCCGAGAAUGCACACGAUCGCAGCAUAGGUGCUACCUCCGUGAACACCGAUUUACAAGCCCAGGUUAUUCAAGAAGUGUUCGUUCCACAAACUCGUAAACAUGAAGACAUUUUUGAAAUGGAGGACGAUGUAAACGAACAUCUGUCAGAUUCCAAAGAAGAGCUUCAAAAUCCAGUACUUCGGAAGCAUACGAGAUUUGAGCGUUUCAUUCUACUUGAGGACUUGACCGCUGACAUGAGCAAACCCUGUGUGCUAGACCUAAAAAUGGGAACCAGACAAUAUGGUGUCGACGCGUCAGAUUCCAAACAAGCAUCACAGAGAAAAAAGUGCUCUCUCACCUCUUCCAAGGAGCUAGGCACUCGGGUUUGUGGCUUGCAAGUUUGGAAUAGGGCAACACACAAAUACUUCAUGAAAGACAAGUACUUCGGAAGGCGUUUAAAGAGUGGACCGCCAUUUGCGAAGGCUCUCACGAAAUUCCUUUAUGAUGGCAUGUCGGGAUACUCGAUCAUUUGCAAAAUUCCGCUGAUCAUCAGCCUCUUGCGAGAACUUUACAGCUAUUUCCAGGACUUGAAGGGUUAUCGUAUGUACGGCUCGUCAAUUCUUCUCAUGUAUGAUGGUGCUCUUCCCGCGUCAGAGGCGGAAAUCAAAAUUCACAUUAUUGAUUUUGCACAGAGUGUGAUUGGCGACGACGUUGAUUACCACAAUUACAAGAAGCCGCCAAGAUUCCCUGAUUAUUCUGACAUGGGCUACCUCAAGGGAUUACGGUCACUCAUUCUAUAUUUCAAGUGCAUUUUUAAGAUUGUCUCCGGCAGUCUGUACGAUGAUAUCGGUGAUGACAUGGAUGCAUUUUUGAAAAAUGCAGAAACGUUGCACGCAGCUACUAGUUUUACUGGAAGCUUCGCUGAAAACGACGAGGAGGAGAUAAAUUCAGUUAUUGAAGGGGAUCCAUUUGACGUCUUUGCACAUUACCACGACUCGGCUGUGACAUCAGACUAA